Molecule: messenger RNA, 441 nt
Organism: Camellia sinensis
Lineage: Eukaryota; Viridiplantae; Streptophyta; Magnoliopsida; Ericales; Theaceae
Source: RefSeq, a predicted model, not a curated record
AUGUAUGAGGGUCCUAAGGUACCCACCAAAACCAUAGAUGGUUUGCUAGUACCCAAACUUAAGAGUGAGUGGACUAGUGCUGACUAUAAAGACAUUCAAUUAAAUGCCAAAGCUGUUAAUAUGUUGUGUUGUGCACUUAAUGCUACUAAGUUUAACAGAAUAUGCACUUGUACCACAACUAAAGAAAUUUGGGAUAAACUUGUUGUAACUCAUGAGGGAACCACUCAAGUUAAAGAAUCUAGAGUGAGCUUACUUGUUCAUAACUAUGAGCUCUUCAAGAUGAAACUAGAUGAGAACAUAUCCCCAAUGUUCACUCGCUUCAUAGAUAUUACAAACAGUCUUAAAUUUCUUGGAAAGACUUACACUAAUACAGAAAUUGUCAGAAAAGUCCUCCGAUCAUUGUCAAAAAAUUGGGAGAACAAAGUUAUUGCAGUGAUAUAA